Molecule: messenger RNA, 471 nt
Organism: Racocetra fulgida
Lineage: Eukaryota; Fungi; Glomeromycota; Glomeromycetes; Diversisporales; Gigasporaceae
Source: the annotation of a GenBank genome assembly
UCCGAGUGAAGAUGAUUCUUCCUCGGAGUCUGAUGAUUCGUCAUCGGAGAAAAUUACAAAGAAAUCGAAGACAUAUCAUGAAAAUGGAUUGGUCGAUGCUAUUGAACCAAAAAAGCAAAAAAUUCGUAAUCGGAUUGAUUCUUCGCCGGACGAGGAAGAAGACAGUAGCUCUAGUUCUAGUGAAUCUUCCAGUGAAGAAGAGAGCGAAAAAGAUUCUUUGGUUGCUGACGAUAGUGACAGUUCCAAAUCUUCCGCUGCUCCUGAUGAGAAUGCGAAAGAAGAUGGCCUCAAUAAUAAUAACGAUAGAAAUGAAGAUCAUGACGCGGGAAAAAAAUUACCAAAGCAAGUGUUGCAAGACUUUCAAUUUAACAUUGGCCGUUAUUUAAGUUCUGUGAAUAAUUCCAGUGUUUCUCAAAAAAAGACUUCAAGUCAAAAUACCAAUGACCAAUUGGAGAAAGAAACUACACCCAU